AAAUUGACAGUGAAAGCAAAACAACAGUUCAAAAAGCUAAAGCUGAGAAAAACACACACUGACAGAGUAAUCAAAAUUCAAGACACUGAGAAAAAAAGUUCCUUUUUUUUUUGUCUCGUUCUAAUUUGCUGUUGUACCUGUGGUUUUUUUUGGUAAGACACCCACAAAAAUUUUUAAGGGUGAAGAUUGAUUUUAUUAUUUUAAAGCCGCCAUGAAUGUUUUUCACUAUGCUACUGUUCAUCCAUUUCUCUGGGCGGGAAUAAAGGCCAGCUCCAUUUCAAAAACUAAAUUAAAAAAAUAUUAUAAUAAAAAGACAAAUGUCAUAAUGUAUUUUGAAUUUUUUUAAAAAACAGGAAGCAACUUGAAUAAUUUUUUUCCUAGUUUUUGAGUUUUGAGGCUUCCAACUCACAUGCUGUUAUCUGUUUCCAUUUUUUUAUAUUUAAUAAAAAAUAAAACUCAAAGGAAAAACCAGAAAAAGCAAAGAAAAGGCCAAGAAAUAGAAGCCCAAAUUAUCUGAAAACUUGAUUAUCCUAGUGUUUUCUUUUUUCUCGGCUGAUUAGGUACAGACAUUCCACAGAUUUUUCUUGCAGAGUUUGUUUGAAUUGUUUUUCUUUUCAAACCCUUAGAACUAAGACAUCAAAUAACUCAACUUCGGUUUCCCAUUGUUUCUUUCUAGUUCCACGUCUGGUUUUUUAAGAAGAACAAUCUCUGAUGAGCUAAGUGGUGCUGGAUAUUUCAAACUUGCUAUGGAAAAAAGGAAAUGGCUGUGGAAGAGGAGGUCUUCUGAGAGGAGUCCCGGCGAAACCGACACUUCUGGAUCGUUAUCGUCACAUUCCGAGAGAUACUCUGAUGAUCAGGAUGUUUCCAAAUUGUCGCCACAGCUGAAUAAUAACACACAAUCACCUGAAGUGUCGUCAAAGGCUUCAACCAGUUCCGAAGAUGUUACGGAUGGCGUUAAGAUCUUGACACAGAAGUUAUCAGCUGCACUAGUUAAUAUUAGUGCCAAAGAGAACUUGGUGAAGCAACAUUCCAAAGUUGCGGAAGAAGCUAUUGCAGGUUGGGAAAAUGCUGAAAAUGAAGUAGUAGUGUUGAAGCAAAAACUUGAGGCUUCAAUACAGCAAAACUUGGCACUAGAAGAUCGUGUGAGCCAUCUCGAUGGAGCUCUCAAGGAAUGUGUAAGGCAGCUAAGACAAGUGAGAGAGGAGCAGGAGGAGAAGAUUAGUGAAGCCAUUGCUAAAGCUGCCCAGGAUUGGGAAACUACCAAAUUCGAACUCAAAAGCAGGUUGCUUGAUCUCCAAGCUAAAUCUGAAGCUAUUAAUUCCAAGCUUCCUCCUCAGGUUGGUCCUGAGGUUCGGCGAAAGAUAGAAGAUUUAGAGAAGAAAAAUGCGGACCUCAAGCUUGAGCUCUCAUCUCAGUUGGAGGAGAUGGAAAUCAGAACAAUUGAGAGGGACUUGAGCACCCAAGCAGCUGAAACGGCUAGCAAACAACACUUGGAGAGUAUAAAGAAGGUAGCAAAGCUUGAGGCCGAGUGCCGAAGACUCAAAGCAAUAGCUGGUAAAUCUCCGAAUAUCUCCUCGAUUUAUGUCGAACUCCUUACUGAUAGUCAAUCAGACAGUGGAGAACGGGUUAAUCUUGUGGAGAUUGAUACUCACAAGAUGAUUUGCUCGGAAGCAAACAAAGGAGAACUCAGUUGUUCUGAUUCAUGGGCAUCAGCCUUGAUUGCAGAACUUGAUCAAUUCAAAAACGAAAAGACUGUCAACCGAAGCCUCCCAGGUUCUUCCAUUGAGAUUGAUAUCAUGGACGAUUUUCUUGAGAUGGAAAGGCUUGCUGCUUUGCCUGAAACCAAGAGUAAAAACCAAUGUCUUGAAUCAAAAGCUACUGCCAAAGUAUCUAAUAACGAUGGUGAUAGCUUGUUGUUGAAGGCUGAGCUUGAAGCCAUGAUUCAUCGAACAACGGAACUUGAAAAGAAGUUGGAGAAGAUAGAAGUUGAGAAGGCUGAACUAGAAACUGCUCUUACUAAAACUCAAGAAAGUCUCAAUGAAUCUGAACUGCAGUUGAGGGACACGGGCCUAAAAUUGGAGGAGUUGCAAAGGGAGCUCAGCAUGGCAAAUGAAGCAAAGCAAAAUCUUGAGUCUCAACUCAGGAACAUGGAAGCAGAUGUGGAGACAAUGUCAUCAAAGAUUGAAUCAUUAGAAAAAGAAAUCGAAAAGGAAAGCACCUUAUCUGCUGAGGUUUCAGUUAAUGCAAAUGAAUCAAAGAAAAUGUUGGAGUCUCAACUCAUUAGCAUCGAAGUAGAAGCUCGAACUAUGUCUGCAAAGAUCGAUUCAUUAGAAACAGAAGUUGAAAAGGAAAGGGCACUUUCAGCACAAAUAACAGUCAAGUGUCAAGAACUGGAAGAAGAGCUGUCGAGGAAGAAACAGGAAACUGAGCUCCAGCAAACUGUUAACUCGAACGUCGAAGUGAAGAUAAAACAGGAGGAUUUGACUGCUGCUGCUGGAAAACUUGCCGAGUGUCAAAGGACAAUAGCAUCUUUAGGACAACAACUGAAAUCUCUUGCAACACUUGAAGACUUUUUAAUCGACAGUGCGAGCAUACCUGAGUUCCCUAAAGGACGGUCAUUGAUUCCUAAAGCUGGUGGAGAGCCUUGGAAUUUACAUUCCAAUGAAACAUUUUCACCCAAAAGAGCUCCAGAGUCUCCAAGAACUAGUUUUGAUAAGAACAAUGGAAACACACCCCCAUCUUCAUCCUCCUCUUCAUCUAUCAUGACAUCGAAUCAUGCCAGUUCCGAGAAGAACAGAAAUGGGUUUGCAAAAUUUUUCACUCGGAGUAAGAACGGGAUACAACUAGAAAUUUAAGAACAAGUUGUAAAACAAAGAUAUAGUUUGUCAUAUUAAAGACGGUGAUUAAAUGUUGUUUGAUCACCUGUUAUUAUUAUUGUUACUUCACUCUUAGGUUGUCUCAUGUAAUGCUAUUAUUAUACAUGAAUGGUUGUGUUCAAAUUGAAA
Gossypium arboreum is the source of this 3005-nucleotide messenger RNA. RefSeq names its product filament-like plant protein. The transcript has 5 exons. The record is from RefSeq and is a predicted model, not a curated record. NCBI's taxonomy places the organism in Eukaryota, Viridiplantae, Streptophyta, Magnoliopsida, Malvales, Malvaceae. The coding region runs from base 747 to 2855 and encodes 702 amino acids.